This is a messenger RNA of Aspergillus homomorphus CBS 101889, 3879 nucleotides long. It is a transcript of the gene aof2, whose product is annotated as putative lysine-specific histone demethylase Aof2. The transcript has 2 exons. The record is from RefSeq and is a predicted model, not a curated record. The coding region runs from base 305 to 3829 and encodes 1174 amino acids. NCBI's taxonomy places the organism in Eukaryota, Fungi, Ascomycota, Eurotiomycetes, Eurotiales, Aspergillaceae. Gene Ontology annotation, molecular function: protein binding; oxidoreductase activity.
GCCCCUUGAUUCGCCCCCCUCUCGUAGGUGAGAGAGAGGACCUUGUUGCAUAUGUUUAGUGCGAGUUUCUAGGUUGGUAUAUCGCUGAAUUUGUCCCUUUCGAUGCUUGCGCUUGUGGGGACUCUGGGGCGUCAUGGGCUUGGCUGAUAAGGAUCUUCCGAUUGAACACCCUCUUAGCCUAGAUGUAUAUGGUGUCUAAUAAGAGAGACCUAACACAUCCUCAAGCCAAGCCGUUUGCUUCCCGCAGUCAAGGAUUUCUCUUGGUGGCGCCUAGCAUGUGUCGAUAGAGGGAUAUUCAACUAGUAUGAAAACCGCAGCCUCUGUUGGGGCUCAGGGCCCGAAUGGGCACACUUCCCAUAUCAACCCGUUCAGUCAAUACCUGCCUACAGGUCUCGGGGCUAUGGCCAGCGCUGGGGGACAAUUCUCCAUGUUCUCGGCUCGCCAAGUUUUUCCUGAGAGCAGUCAGCCGGCACGGCUACCGGCAGUAAUACAGUCGGGUAAUGUAGCUGCCGACAGGCUUCUAGGUGCGAGUGGCGCCAUAGCCUCGACCGCGAUUUCGACCUUAAAUGGUAGUGCGAUGCAGCCCUCUGUCAUAGGGGGCUCGAGUGCCCUGCAGAGGUUAAGUGGACAGUCUGCGGAUACUGCGACCACCAGCAUCGCCACGCUACAUGCACCCAAUGGUGGUGCGACUGUAUCCCGCGAUCAUAUCCCUGACUUGACGACGAGCUCAUACUCUAUGCCCUCGUCCGGCUCCAGUCAGACCAAGUCCGACUCGCCGUCUACAACUCUGACCGGCGCUCUGUCCUCGGGGUCCACUUCUAUCACGACCGAUCCCCCACCCCAGAGCCGAUCGGAGCAUGUUCCAAUCCCCAUCAAGUAUCGCCCGCGAUCAUCGAUUCCAUCGCGAAUGCCGCCAGCAGUGUAUGCUCAGCAGUGUGUGGCGGCCGCGUAUGCCUCUCGGCUCAAUCCUUACUCCUUGCACAAGAAGGAGCAAGAGGCGCUCCAGGACCAUCUCUGUCAUUUACAUGUCACUGUGUAUCUGAACAUCCGGAAUGGCAUCUUGCGAUUGUGGACGCGAAACCCAAUGGUGAGCGUCACCAAAGAGGAAGCGCUAGGAUGUACGAAAGAUUAUCGCUGGGUGAAUCUUGCCACAUUCGCUUAUGACUGGCUCAUAAGGAAUGGAUACAUCAAUUUUGGGUGUGUGGAAAUCCCCACCGCCCUGGUACCCCCUAGGAAGGGGCGCCGGAAGGAUGGCCCGGUGAUCGUGGUUAUCGGAGCAGGCGUAGCGGGCUUGGGGUGUGCGCGGCAACUGGAGGGACUUUUCCACCAUUACCGCGAUGCGGACUCGCCCCCGCGGGUAAUUGUCCUGGAAGGGAGACGCAGGAUCGGCGGUCGUAUUUACUCGCAUCCGCUACGCAGCCUGGAGUCUUCGAAACUAGCCCCAGGGAUGGUUCCCAAGGCUGAAAUGGGCGCUCAGAUUAUCGUGGGUUUUGAGCAUGGCAAUCCGUUAGAUCAGAUCGUUCGCGGCCAGCUAGCUCUCCCCUAUCACCUGUUACGUGAUAUUUCAACCAUCUAUGAUAUCGAUGGCUCAGCGGUAGACGAAGCUCGGGAUGCAACAGCUGAGAUGCUGUACAAUGAUGUCCUGGACCGGUCAGGCCUCUACCGUCACAAAUCCGUGAUAGUUCCUACGGCAGAAGGUGAUCGAGACUUGAUCGAUAAUGGUCGGGACAUCGUGACCAACGAUGGACUCACUGUCAGGCAGUAUGAAGAGGCGAGGGCUGCCGGCACCAUUGGACUCCUGUUUCCUGCCAAAAAGAUCCGUAGAGGUGUGGGUCACAAGACAGCAGAAAUCAAACCAGUCGGUGUCCCGUUAGCCGUCGACAGCAACGAAGAGAAUCCAACCAAGCUCGCUUGUCAGACAAUGGGUUGGAGCCUGAAACCGGGGGUUUCAGAAACCGAAAAGGUCAAUCUAGAUCCUACAGCGAAGGCCUCUCGGCAUCAGACUCUGGGGGCCGUCUUAGACGAAGGGGUCCGGCAGUACCAGCGCAUGCUGCCGCUGACCCCUAAGGAUAUGCGAUUAAUGAACUGGCACAUGGCCAAUCUAGAAUACGCGAACGCUGCUAAUGUUGGCAAGCUCAGUCUCUCCGGCUGGGACCAGGAUAUGGGCAACGAGUUUGAAGGGGAGCACUCGCAGGUGAUCGGCGGAUACCAGCAGCUUCCCUACGGCCUAUGGUCGUUGCCUACCAAGCUUGACGUUCGUCCUAACAAAGUUGUUUGCAACAUCGCUUAUGAUCAGACUGGGCGCGGCAAACAGAAAGCCGUGGUCCAAUGUGAAGAUGGUGAAACCUUCAUGGCGGACAAGGUGGUCUUCACAGGGUCACUGGGCGUCUUAAAGUACCGGAACAUCCAGUUUUCUCCUCCUCUUCCGGAAUGGAAGCUGGGGUCCAUUGACCGGCUAGGCUUUGGGGUCAUGAACAAGGUGAUUCUUGUAUUCGAUGAACCCUUCUGGGACACGGAACGCGACAUGUUCGGUUUGUUGCGCGAGCCGCAGAACCGCGACAGUAUGAGACAGGAAGACUAUUCCGCCCAUCGAGGCCGCUUCUACCUCUUUUGGAAUUGCAUGCGAACAACCGGCCUGCCUGUACUCAUAGCUCUGAUGGCCGGUGACGCCGCCCACCAAGCUGAAUGCACUCCGGACGCCGAAAUCAUCGCCGAAGUAACCAGCCAGCUCCGCAACGUGUUCAAGCACGUUGCUGUGCCAGACCCUCUGGAGACAAUCAUCACCCGCUGGGCCAGCGACAAAUUCACCCGUGGGAGCUAUUCCUUCGUCGCCGCGCACUCCCUCCCCGGCGACUACGACCUGAUGGCUCGGUCAGUGGGCAACCUGCACUUUGCCGGUGAAGCCACAUGUGGCACCCAUCCAGCCACUGUUCACGGCGCAUAUCUCUCUGGUCUGCGCGCAGCCUCGGAGAUAAUCGAGACAACCCUCGGACCCAUCGAGGUACCCAUCCCCCUCGUCCCGGAAAAGGGCACCAAGGUCGUCCCAGCGGCGGAGUUCCUCAACACUCCGCCGACGACGACUGCAGCCACCGGCCGAAAGCGCAAGCAACAACACCUUCACCCUUCCACAACGUCCAUGAUCCCAUUGCCCAACCAACAACCCUCUAACCCGGACAACCCCAACCCCUCUCCCGAAUCUCUCGCCCGCGCAGCCUACGACAAAGCGAUGUGGGCCUCCAUCUACUCCGAACUCGGCCCUCCCGUGCCCCGUCCGGCCCGGACAGUGCUCAACCCGUUCCUCCUCUAUCAGAAGGACGUCUGGGCCCGGUGCCGCGCCCAGUGCGACGAGGCCCGUCGCGCAGCCACGAACGACCCCACCGCCAAAGCGGCCCGCGACGAAAUUCGUCAAGCGCUGGGGCGGAUGUGGCGCCAGGCCAACGAGGCAGAGAAGCGGCCCUACCUCGAGCAAAUCGAGGUAAACCGGCAGACCAACACCUCAAUUCAGGAACAGUGGCGGCGGGAGUUGACUGCGUGGGAGAAACUAGCCCAGCAGGUCCGGGAGCGGUGGUGCAACGAUAAUCCGUUCGAGGCAUGGGCAGAAAGAGAGUUCGGCGUUCGUCCGGGGACUGGUCAUUCUGGUGGCGGUGGUGAUGGCAGCGGUGAGGGGGGUGUGCUUCUGAAUGGACUCGCGCACGCAAGUAGUAACGGCAGUCAGGACAACGGCCAUCUGACACCGAUUGCUGCUGUUGACACACCUGCGUCUGCAUCUGCACGGGCUACUGUUCCCCCUGCUGAUCAGCAGCAACCGAACGGUUUGUCCCAUCCUUAAGUGACUAGACCAUGUUACUGGUAGUAUUUAGUUAUACUAGUCUUGUUUGC